Durusdinium trenchii is the source of this 561-nucleotide messenger RNA. NCBI's taxonomy places the organism in Eukaryota, Dinophyceae, Suessiales, Symbiodiniaceae. The record is from the annotation of a GenBank genome assembly.
AUGAGAGAUGAGUAUUUGAGAGUGAAUUUGCCAGAACAAGAUGUGACCUCCCUGAUGGAUGGCAGACAGGAGAAAGGUCCUUUGAGUACCAUUUUCUUCAGAAAGCUCCGCUUUGCAAGAGCCCCAGCAGGGAGCUUGGACAUAUCAUCUCCUCGGUAUUGUAGUAUCCCUGAGGACAAAGGCAAGAAAUAUGCUGCUAAAGUAUCUUUAGUCGAUCUCGUUUCAGUCCAUCAGCCUAUACAGGUCUCGGGCAUGCGUGACGAUGUUCCACUCACGGUUGCAGCGGUCAAUCACUAUCGCCAUCCCAACGUCUUUGAGAUACAGGAUGAUAAGCUUGCCAAGUUCUCUGACAACUCCUUGUUGGCGAAAGUUCCAUCGCUGGAAGCAGCAUUGGAAAAGCGAUUCGGAGGAGGAUGGAAAGGCUUUCUCGAGAGGAUGCGCGCAGCACCGGAACCGACAAAUUGGAGUUGUCCUGAAUUUAGCUUGAAAGCCAACGGCCCUCCAGUGUGGGAGAAGGGGGAAGUCUAUUUCCCACUCCUUCCAGAAUCCAUGGAGUGGUGA